Messenger RNA from Galleria mellonella (greater wax moth), 1090 nucleotides. RefSeq lists its product as uncharacterized. NCBI's taxonomy places the organism in Eukaryota, Metazoa, Arthropoda, Insecta, Lepidoptera, Pyralidae. The record is from RefSeq and is a predicted model, not a curated record. The coding region runs from base 113 to 874 and encodes 253 amino acids. The transcript has a single exon.
UUCGACGCAAGUGUAAACUGUCUAGUCUACUGUUGAAUCUGUGUCACUCCCUUGCUGUAACAGCUGUUUAACCUUGGACGCGAAACGUAUAGUUUAACAAGUAAUUUUAAUUAUGGAAUUUGCCGAAAAAGUUGUAUUGAUUACCGGAGCAAGCUCUGGAAUAGGUGCAUCAACAGCUAUACACUUCUCGAAACUGUCAGCAAAACUAGUAUUGGUCGGUCGCAAAGAAAAUAAUUUGAAAAGGAUUGCUCUGUAUUGUGAAAAGACGAAAAGUAUCAAGCCUUUAGCAAUAGUGGCCGACGUUACAGAAGACGCGGACGCACAGAGAAUAAUAAACGAAACUAUAGAGCAUUUCGGAAAGCUGGACGUACUUAUCAACAAUGCUGGAAUUAUUGAUAUGGGUGGCAUAAAGAAAACAAACAUGGAAUCGUAUGACAAAGUAAUGACGACCAAUAUUAGAGCUGUAUUCCAUUUGACGAUGUUAGCUGUUCCACAUCUUGUACAGAGCAGAGGAUGCAUAAUAAACACUUCUUGUUUAGCCAGCUCGAAACCCAGUACUAUGGCUUUAGCAUACAACAUAUCCAAGGCUGCACUGGACCACUUCACGAAAUGCAUCGCCUUGGAAUUAGCACCAGAUGGCGUUAGAGUCAACUCUGUAAACCCGGGAUUUGUGAAAACGAAUUUACUGAAGGAUAUAGGUUUAACUGAGGAACAAUUGGAAUUGUUUGUGAAGAAUGUUGUGGGCAAUAUGCCAUUAAAGAGAGCCGUAGAAGGAAACGAAGUAGCCGCACUUAUUGCGUUCCUAGCCAGUGACCAGGCAAGCAGUAUUACGGGAUGUAAUUAUCUGAUAGAUGGCGGCAGCUCAUUACGUUAAUUUUAAACUUAGAAAAUAAAAUGUAAAUAUUAACUUGCUAAUUAAGUAUUAACUUGUAAGUUCUUUAGAAACAACUUCAGAAUCUGUAUAUAAUAACGAGCUCACAGUAUUGUCUAGUCAUCACAAUGUAACCCAUAGAAAUAUUUUGUUAACUACCCAAAAAUUUAAUAAAUAUAUCUAAGUAUAUCGUUAUUUAUUAAAACGUUAUAAAUGUUA